Rhizopus microsporus ATCC 52813 is the source of this 660-nucleotide messenger RNA. RefSeq lists its product as uncharacterized. The record is from RefSeq and is a predicted model, not a curated record. Bases 1 to 660 code for a protein of 219 amino acids. The transcript is spliced from 5 exons. Lineage: Eukaryota; Fungi; Mucoromycota; Mucoromycetes; Mucorales; Rhizopodaceae.
AUGUCUAUAGGCUCUUCAUUACCACCUUCUACUUUAACAGAGGCAUUCAAAGCUCACGUUCAAGCCACUAUUCGGCUCACCAAAGUAGUACUCGAACUGGAAUGGACCAUCUUUACGAGGUUUAUUGUAGGUGUCAUCGUGGCUACUUUCUUAUCUAUCAUAUAUCUUGUUUGGACCUUGCGUAAAUCAAGACGACCUCUUGUUAUUUGGGAUAGAUUAAAUAAACCCAUCAUAAAAUUGUUCAGACCAAGAAUAUUUGCAUUUUUGAUGCGAAACUCAAAUCCUUAUUCAGGAUCGAUUGAUAUGACAAUUACAACCUUUUCUCGAGGAUUCUGUACAGGAUUUAUGCGUGAUCGUCAUUAUAAUCGAAAUACAUCAAAAAGUAUUCACGCAACUGCACUUGCUACAUUUGCAGAAACAGUAGGCGAAUUGGGAUUAUUAAGCAGUUUAUCGGAUGAUAAAGACGAAGUUAGCCUUUCUUCCCUAGAAUUAGAGUUUAAAAAGAAAGCAAGAGGAUUAAUUACGGCAUCUACAGAUUUUACAAUGCCUGAAAUCACUGAGGAGAAGCAGGAAGUGAAGAUGGAUGUCAUUGUUAAGGAUCGUAUGCUAGAUACAGUGGCAAUAGUUCACCUCGUUUGGACUGUCAAUAAAGGGCAAUAA